AUGCUGUGUGGGUGAAGAGAGAAAAGACAUUUGUGAAAUGCUGCAUUCUUUUGGUAAUCCAUUUGGAGGAGUGAAAUAUGCAUUUGAAAUAUGCUUUCAUAAAAACUAUCACAUUUGUCAAUAAGUUGAAGAUUUUAGAAAAUGAUGCAACCAACAGAUGUUUAAAACAAAAUACAUUGAGUAACCAGCAGGGAAAGUCAGGCAGAGCCGACUAUACAAUACGCUACACCGAGCCUAUAAUUAUUAAUUCGGGCGAUAGAUAUAAUUGGGAGGUAUAUCUAUAUCUGAACGGAAACACGGAUGAAUACACGCGCAUGGCUAAAUCGAAUAAGAAAGUGAUUCUGAGUCCAAUGGUAAACUUUAAGUGAUGAUGAUGUGUCCUUUGAAGGAAGAAAGGCAUCUUUAAUAUGAUUGUCAGCCAACAUAAUGAUAUUGCCAAUAUUUGUGAUGAUA
Molecule: messenger RNA, 453 nt
Organism: Stomoxys calcitrans (stable fly)
Lineage: Eukaryota; Metazoa; Arthropoda; Insecta; Diptera; Muscidae
Exons: 2
Coding region: 78-368 (96 amino acids)
Source: RefSeq, a predicted model, not a curated record